AUGGGAGACGGAGAGAAGCUCAACAUAGACUCCAUCAUACAGCGCCUGCUGGAGGUAAAAGGAUGUCGUCCAGGGAAGAACGUCCAGCUGACGGAGAAUGAGAUCAGAGGGUUGUGUCUGAAGUCUCGUGAGAUCUUCCUGAGCCAACCUAUUCUUCUGGAGCUGGAGGCCCCACUGAAGAUCUGUGGUGAUGUACAUGGACAGUAUUACGAUCUCUUAAGAUUGUUCGAAUAUGGCGGCUUCCCCCCGGAGAGUAACUACUUGUUCUUGGGCGACUACGUGGACCGUGGCAAGCAGUCUCUGGAAACCAUUUGCCUGCUGUUGGCUUACAAGAUUAAAUACCCAGAAAAUUUCUUCUUGUUGCGCGGGAAUCAUGAGUGCGCCAGUAUCAACCGUAUCUAUGGAUUCUACGACGAAUGUAAAAGACGGUAUAACAUCAAGUUGUGGAAGACCUUUACAGAUUGUUUUAACUGCUUACCUGUUGCUGCUAUAGUAGAUGAGAAGAUCUUCUGCUGUCAUGGAGGCCUCUCCCCCGACCUGCAGUCAAUGGAACAAGUCCGAAGGAUACUGCGUCCCACAGACGUACCAGACCAGGGUCUCCUGUGUGACCUUUUUAUGGUCCGAUCCAGACAAGGAUGUUCUCGGCUGGGGAGAAAAUGACAGGGGGGGUCUCCUUCACUUUUGGGGCUGAUGUUGUAGCAAAAUUCCUUCACAAGCAUGACCUGGAUCUCAUUUGCCGAGCACAUCAGGUGGUGGAAGACGGUUAUGAGUUCUUUGCAAAACGACAGCUGGUGACUCUGUUCUCUGCACCAAAUUACUGCGGUGAAUUUGACAACGCUGGUUCCAUGAUGAGUGUGGAUGAAACACUAAUGUGCUCUUUCCAGAUCCUAAAGCCUGCUGACAAGAAACUGUUUGCCUAUGGAGGUGUGAACCAGUCCCGCCCAGUUACUCCACCUCGAAACUCAAAGAACAAGCAGAAGAAUUGA
Messenger RNA from Staurois parvus, 986 nucleotides. The record is from the annotation of a GenBank genome assembly. Lineage: Eukaryota; Metazoa; Chordata; Amphibia; Anura; Ranidae.